Messenger RNA from Frieseomelitta varia, 3027 nucleotides. It is a transcript of the gene Six4, whose product is annotated as homeobox protein six1-like. The record is from RefSeq and is a predicted model, not a curated record. Gene Ontology annotation, molecular function: DNA-binding transcription factor activity, RNA polymerase II-specific; RNA polymerase II cis-regulatory region sequence-specific DNA binding. Bases 637 to 1965 code for a protein of 442 amino acids. Gene Ontology annotation, cellular component: nucleus; transcription regulator complex. Gene Ontology annotation, biological process: regulation of transcription by RNA polymerase II. Lineage: Eukaryota; Metazoa; Arthropoda; Insecta; Hymenoptera; Apidae. The transcript has 4 exons.
GAGCGAUCGGCAGUACCAUUGGCACCACCACGAUAGUCAUUUGAGUUGAUGCCAGUUGCAGUAGAACCGCGUUAACGCGUCUUCACGCGGUCAGAUUUAUCCCGAUAGUUUCUCUCAUAAUUGAUCGACCGACCAGUCUCAACCGUCUAAUUUAUCAUUAAGUGCGAAGUUUCCAAUCGUGGAAGUAAAUUAUCGGCGGAUAUUGGUGCGGUGUGCAGUGGCUGGUUUCGUUAAGAACAAGAUGCAUAGAAGGUACGAAGGUAGCGAAGGUUGAAGGAUGCUUCCGGCUUCUGGCUUCGAUGGAACUGUGCUGCAUCAGAGACGCGAGUGACGCGCACCCGGCGGCAAGGAUUUAUGAAUGAAGACACGGAUGGCGGGGACGUGAAUGAAGCGCGGCUCAUCGAAUAAACGUCGAUCGUUCGUGCAGCGAGUGCUUGUUCCCGCGAUAAGCUACGUCGGAUCGUAGGUACACGUACGGGCGUGUGUUUAUUCGACGAUCGAUAACGCGAGUCGCGAGACGAUCGUGCGGUCGCGGCUGGAACGCUCGGACGUCGCGAAAGCUGCGUGCGACGCGAAGAGAACGUCGGAGAGAUGAGCCUCGAAUGAUCGGCGAGAAACGGAGAAUCGACACCGAGAAUGCCCGAUAGCUCGGACCAACUAUCGUCGCCGAACAGCGAAUGCAACAGUCAGAUCGGUGGCAUGCACCGGAACGCGUCCACCGGGCAAUUUGACGACUCGUCGAUGUCCGGGCUCUCGUUGACGCAUCACUCGCAUUCCCAAAAUCUGACGGCGGCGUCGAACGGCGGCCUUCAGUAUCCGCAGGAGCUGACCACUUGCAGUUCCGCGAAUACGCCCGCCAAUAUCGGAAACAUCGGCGGGCUUUCUCUGGGAAUUACAGCCAGUAACUAUACGCCGGAUCAGAUAUCUUGUAUGUGCAAGGCGUUAUCGCAGAGACAGGAUAUCGAGAAGCUUACGAGGGCACGACGUUGUUUCGAUAACAGGCUCCUAUGGUCUUUGCCGCCCGGCGAGUUGCUCCGCCGUGACGAGAACGUGUUGAUAGCGAGAGCCACGGUGGCCUUUCAUCGAGGCGCUUACCACGAGCUCUACUCCAUCCUGGAGAGCCAUCCUUUCUCACCUGAUCGGCACCCGGAGCUGCAGCAGAUGUGGUUCAAGUCGCAUUACAGCGAGGCGGAGAAGAUCCGCGGCAGGCCGCUUGGCGCGGUGGACAAAUACCGGCUACGGAAGAAGUACCCGCUGCCAAAGACCAUUUGGGACGGCGAGGAGGUGGUGUACUGCUUCAAGGAACGAUCGAGGAACGCGUUGAAGCAAUGCUACAUGAGGACCAAGUACCCGCUCUCCGAGGAGAAGAAGAACCUGGCGAAGGAGACCGGCCUGACCUUGACGCAGGUGGCCAAUUGGUUCAAGAAUCGACGGCAAAGGGAUCGCACGCCGCAGACGAGACCGGACAUGUUGCCGUUAAACUGCCAGAAUAACGCCGGCAACGUGAUCGGCAGCACGGUGAGCAACGGGGAAAGCAUUCAAUCGUUGCAGAGUAUCGAUUCGAACGGCACGAAUCUGGCGAUGUCGCCGCUCUCGACGAUGAGCAUGUCGCCGAUCGCUGUGAACCCGUGCAGCCCGAUGGGCAUGAGUCCUAUGGCUCCCCGUCAUCCCAGAUACGCGACACCCGUGGUUCCGUCCUCCGUGCACACUACGCAUCCUCACAGCGGCGGCCUCAGUCCCAUGAACGACGUGAAAACGCUGUGCUACGGACGCGGCGUUUGCGAAACCGGCAAGGACACGGAGCAGACCUCGGUCUACUACUCGAGCCAUUCGAGCAUGCAUCAUCAGUAUUACCAGCAGACGCAUCAUCAAAUGAUGUCCAGCGCUCAUCAUUAUCAGCACCAUCAACAGGGGAUGCCGACCGGAUACGAAAUUACGCUUCCGCCUCCUCAGCACUCGACGUGACCAACCGAUUACGGGAACGAUCGGAACGACGCGGCUCACCCUGGUCAAAUCGACGACGUGUUCUCGCGUGUUCACGCGUUUGCCUGACUCGGUCUCCCACGCACAAUCGACGUGGCGUUGCGUCACGCGACGCAAUCGGUCUGUUCCUUCGUGUCGCGUAACGUUUCUUGUACAUUUUUUCUAUCCGCGGACGUUCGGUUUCGGAGGAACGAGGCGAUCCAACGUUCGCGCGAUCGUACGCCUCGUUCCCUGGCCAAUGAAGGCGCAACCUCGUCCGUAAAAUGUUCUGGGAGGAGCCUUCCCUCGAAGGAGAACUGGUUUCGAAGGCGCACCCUUCUCAAAAGGUGUUCGCCAUGGAGUUUUCUCAGCUGCUCCUCCUCCCUCCUCCCUCUGUGUGCGAGAAAAACGACCGUGCAAACGAGCGCAUUUCACCGAUGCAAAUCGAUAUCGUGUCGCUGCGCGGAUCGCUUCCUUGCGCCCAAGUCUCGCUCGUUUCGCGUAGUAUCCCUUCGCGAAUUCUACGCGAACGCGUCGUGGGUUUACCAGGACGAAGCUCUGUCUCCUUCUAGCUCUUGAAAACGAUCCGCUUGCGACGCGAACCGGUCGCAAGUUGCCGCAGUUACCAUUCACUUUCCUUUUUUAAUCGAUUCGAGGACGAUCGAACGAGUUAAUGUUCCUUCACUCGGAAAUAUCGGAUUAUUUCGACGCGACGAAAGCAACGUUUGCUACUCGCUUGAGUCACGUGCAUGCGUGUGUCGGCAGUACGUCGACGUAUGUACAUACGUAUGUAUUAUGUACGUGUGCAUGUAAGUAUGUGUGUAUGCAUGUAGUAUGUAAAUAUAGGUUGAUCACAGUGUUCAAUUUCUGGUGCAAAAUAUAUUUUUCGACCGUGGAAUCGAGCCUACGAAUAAACAGAGUACGCUUGGACAACUCGAUUCUCGUGUCCCACAACUGGAAUGAAACGAUCUCUCGCAGAACGAUGUAUCGCUUUGACGAAAAUUUUAUUGUACAACCAUGUGCGAGAUGCGUUAGAUGUAUAGUUUAAGUAAAUCAUAAAUCUGU